AUGGAAACACCAGGUUCUUAUGGUUCAGUCACCGUUCCGCCGAGUCUCAAUCAUUUUGCGAUAUAUAAUCCCACCUUUGGGCCAACAGAAGAAACACAAAAAGAUCAACUAUUAUAUUAUGUAGCAAAAAAAACGGUUCCAAUCGACGUCCAAAUGCGUCAAAUUGGCCUGGCUCAGGGCUUAAUUAACUUUACAAGGUUAGCUUUGCUUGAGGUUAUAUUUUUAAGCUAUAUUUUUACACAUUGGCAGUAUAAUGCAAUGCCGGAAAUGUUUUUUGGUAAAAAGUGUUUGUAUGAAAACAAUUUGAUGCUGAGGAGGUUUAACGAUCCGGCAUGUGAGAAUGUUCACACACAAAAAAAUCGAAUGGUAUUUCAUGAACCUGAAAAGGAUUAUUGGAUAUAUGUUUCAAUCGAAUUAGGUUACAUAAAAAAAUUAACAAAGGAUAAAGAUGGAAAACCGAAAACUGUUAUUGAAUAUCUUGAUUCGAAUUUACAUGAUUCAGGAAUAAAAAGAAUGCUUGACAUGGGAUAUGAAAUGUAUAGAGUAUUCAACGGUACUUUCGAAUCGACAAUGAAAACCUUUGGAGUAAUGACUUUAAAAACCAAAUUAGAAGAAUUUUUCUCCAAUUGGGUUUUUGAAUGGGAUUUUGAUAAAACCGAACUUACAAAGACAAUUGAUGCCAUUUCGAAGGUUUCAUCAUUUGUUGAACAAAGUCAGGCAGAAUAUAAUUUUAUAUCGGAGAUACUUGUAUUAUGGCAAAAUAAAUUGGUAUAUAAUGGAGAUGGAAAUAGAAAUAUAUCAGAAAAUGAUCUAAAGAGCAUAUUACGACAUCUAGUUCCUUUGAUAUCAGAGAGAGAUGCGCUUGAAAGAGAAUUACUUGAGAAAAAGAAGGCCAAAGAAACUGAGAAAUUAUCUUCACUCAAAGGGUUUACCCGAAGUUUCUCCGGAAGUAAUCUCUUUUCGUACUUUUCAUCAUCCAUCUCUCCAAGCACGUCACCGCCUAACAACACGUAUGCUUCUAGUAAUUCAUCAACUCAACAUGAUACAUCACAUUCUUCGUCGAAUUUGACGCCAUCUACAAAUUUCUUGUUGGGACCAUCACAUUUGAAUGUAGCUGAUAGCGACAUAAAACCUUUGAAAGUAUAUUUGACCAAAAAGGUAACUGAUGCUCUUAAAGGAGAUGCCACUGAAGCCAAUGCUGAAUACGAAGUUAGUACUGAAGAGUACUUUCUCAUUGCAUACAAGCAAAAUGAUCUUACACUCGUUUUCCUGAUAUCGAAUUCCUUGCCAGAGGUCUCUACAAAAGUUUCUAAUGUGACUCUUUACAAGUCUAUACACGAUUACUUGUCAUUACAUUCAGAUGGCAUUAUCAAAACCAUGAAUGAGGAUUAUGAACAUUCCAGAACACUUGGAUCUGAUACAGAUAAAGAGUAUCGUUAUGUGUUUUUUAACAAACUCAAUUUGGCCAUUAAAUCAUCAUUGUAUCCAUUUACUGCCUCUAAUGGAAUGUCAUCGUCAAAAGGAUUAACCAUCACUAGCGAAAUGGCACAUGCAUUAUGCGAUCUACAUGAAGAUCUAGAAAAGUAUCCGCAUUUGACAGAAAUUUAUACACGAUCAACAACAAAUUUUUGGAUUGUGGGCAAGAGAUCAGAUGGUCGAGUGCUAUAUGUCGUCGUACCUAAAAAAGAAGUUUCUUUAAUGGAGGUUGAAGAUGAUGUGAGGAAAUUAAGUAACCUUUAUUUUUCUGGAUCGUAUGUUAACAAUUAA
Cetraspora pellucida is the source of this 1767-nucleotide messenger RNA. Lineage: Eukaryota; Fungi; Glomeromycota; Glomeromycetes; Diversisporales; Gigasporaceae. The record is from the annotation of a GenBank genome assembly.